AUGAGGUUCUCAACCCUCUCGUCCCUUCUCGGGCUCUGGAUAUCGCUCGUCGCGGCGCAGACUCCCACGGCGACCGAUCCAGUUGAGACAAGCACACCAGCGGAACAGCCAUCUUCAACACCAGAAGCAACCGGAUCAGCCACCACGCCAACAUCAACGGCUGCGCAAGGCACCGCAUCCAACGGCAAUGGCGGCGGCGGCGGCGGCGGUACAACUACAGCACCAACUAGCACACCCCCUGCAGACGUCUACCUCAAAGUCCCUGAGCUAUCCGUAGGCCGCAUCGAGCUGGACGUCGACAACCUCAACGCAGAAGUGAACCUGGCUGCCGAGAUAGCCAAGCUUGUAACCAUCAACGCCGGUGUUCAAAUCGGCAUUGAAAAGGUCAACAUCACUAUUGCGGACGUUGAGGCGGAGCUUGAGCUGGUCAUCCGUCUCGGCAACCUUGUCGACAUCGUCAACCGCACUCUAGCGUCUCUCGACCUGAAUCCGUUGCUCAUUAACCUGAUCGACACAGUGGGGGAUGUUGUCGACGACGUCGUCGGUGCGGUGGACGGCCUGCUUGGUUCCAUUGUGAACGGCGACACCAAGAUCAACUUCCUCAUCGACAACCUGGGCAACAUUGUCCAAGAGGUAGUCAACGGCGGAAGCAACGCUCUGAGCACCAUUAUUGGCAACUACCAACAGAACAUGACCUUCACGGGAUCCCAGAAGGACCUCGGCAACGGGUUGGUGGAGAAGGUUUACGAGUACGCUCCGCUCAGCUCGUUGGUUAAUAUUGUCUUCAACACGCUCGGGCAAGUCGUCAGAGCUACGGUGGUGAAGGGUGGAGGAACGGGAACUUCAACCGCGUCGGGGACGACGGCACCGCCUACAUCUGCGGCGACGAGUGCAGCGCCUGUAACAACAACGGCAGCAAGCUCAUAG
Molecule: messenger RNA, 927 nt
Organism: Colletotrichum truncatum
Lineage: Eukaryota; Fungi; Ascomycota; Sordariomycetes; Glomerellales; Glomerellaceae
Source: RefSeq, a predicted model, not a curated record